Messenger RNA from Strongylus vulgaris, 345 nucleotides. NCBI's taxonomy places the organism in Eukaryota, Metazoa, Nematoda, Chromadorea, Rhabditida, Strongylidae. The record is from the annotation of a GenBank genome assembly.
AUGUUAUUUCACUUUUUUGAAAUAUAUGACAGCUUUCAGCGGGAUUUCGGAUCACUGGAAAAAAUGCAGGAAUCGAUGUCGGCAUCCACAAUAGCGGUGCAGGGCUCCGGAUGGGGAUGGCUGGGUUACUGCCCAAAAAGAAAAAUACUAAAGAUCACAACUUGUCCUAACCAAGAUCCUUUGGAGUCUACUACUGGAUUGAUUCCAUUGUUUGGAAUCGACGUUUGGGAACAUGCUUACUAUCUCCAGUACAAAAACGUUCGACCUGAUUACGUCAAAGCCAUCUGGAAAAUUGCCAACUGGAAAAAUGUCAGCGAAAGAUUUGCAAAAGCACAACAAAAGUAG